CAAAAAAUUUUUACUUUUUCAGUUUUUUUAAAAUAUAUGUAUAUAUAUUGAUGAAUUCAUAUAAAAAAAAUAGAAAAUAUAUAUUCUCGUUUAUUCUAAAAAUCCAAAAUCAUGUCGGAUAAUAAUAGACGUCCGUGUUUAUGGAAUGCAAUGUCUCCGACAGCCAGGCUUGCUGGACUUCAUGGUCACACAACCAAUCGAAGAUUUGCUGCCUUAGCUGCCGGGAAAAAUCAGCCAAAAAACCCUGUGAAAGCUGUCCUAGCUGGUGGAAUCGCUGGCGGUAUUGAAAUCUGUAUUACAUUUCCAACUGAAUAUGUUAAAACGCAGCUACAGCUCGCAGAAGGGAUGCACUCACCCAAAUAUAAGGGAAUAAUGGACUGUGUCCGAGUUACUGUGAAGAGCCAUGGAGUUCUAGGACUGUACCGAGGUUUGAGUUCUUUAGUCUAUGGUUCAAUCCCCAAAGCAGCCGUCAGGUUUGGUGUGUUUGAGUAUUUAUCAAACUUCCGACGAGAUUCCAACGGAACAUUGACAUCCAUGGACGGACUUUUGUGUGGUCUCGGAGCUGGACUGGCCGAAGCAGUUCUUGUUGUCUGCCCCAUGGAAACCGUUAAGGUUAAAUUCAUCCAUGACCAGACUGGACCAAAUCCAAGGUACAAAGGUUUCUUCAGAGGAGUUGUUCAAAUUGUAAAAGAACAAGGUCUGCGAGGGACGUACCAAGGUCUGACAGCAACAAUGUUAAAACAAGGAUCAAAUCAAGCGAUCAGAUUUUUUGUGAUGACUUCAUUAAGAAAUUGGUACAGAGGAGAUGAUCCUGGCAAGGAAGUUGGAAUGUUGUUGACAGCAGCUUUCGGCGCAACUGCUGGGGCGGCGUCAGUCUUUGGUAACACACCACUAGAUGUCAUAAAAACACGAAUGCAGGGCCUCGAAUCUCACAAAUAUAAGAAUACAUGGGAUUGUGCGAAACAGAUUUGGACAAACGAAGGCGCUUUAGCAUUUUACAAAGGCACUGUACCGCGACUUGGAAGAGUUUGCGCUGACGUAGCACUCGUGUUCGUUCUCUAUGAACAAACUGUCAAAUUCCUGAACAAAGUUUGGCCGGAAAAAGACCAACUAUAAACUAUUAUUGUUAUAUCAUAGUUAUGCAAUUGUUUCACGCUUCGUUAAUUCCAUUGUGGGUUGGUUUGGG
Molecule: messenger RNA, 1186 nt
Organism: Styela clava
Lineage: Eukaryota; Metazoa; Chordata; Ascidiacea; Stolidobranchia; Styelidae
Product: tricarboxylate transport protein, mitochondrial-like
Biological process (GO): mitochondrial citrate transmembrane transport
Cellular component (GO): mitochondrion
Molecular function (GO): citrate secondary active transmembrane transporter activity
Source: RefSeq, a predicted model, not a curated record